This is a messenger RNA of Trypanosoma conorhini, 1616 nucleotides long. Its product is annotated as trans-sialidase. The annotation marks the transcript as partial. Gene Ontology annotation, molecular function: exo-alpha-sialidase activity. The transcript has a single exon. NCBI's taxonomy places the organism in Eukaryota, Euglenozoa, Kinetoplastea, Trypanosomatida, Trypanosomatidae. The record is from RefSeq and is a predicted model, not a curated record.
AUGGACGCCGCCUUGCAAAGCUGCACUUCCUCUGCCGCCGUUGGCACGCGGAUAAAUGGUGUGUGCAACGGCCCUGUCCCCACCAGAGGGCUGGUGGGCCUUUUGUCCAACACACUGGCCGGGACUGCGUGGGUGGACGAGUACCGCGGCGUGAACGCGACUGUGAAAGGUGGGGCGGCGACAAGCGAGAAGGGAGGUGUGACUUUCAGUGGCGCCGGAGCGGGGGCGGAGUGGCCUGUGGGAAGCAGGGGGCAGAACCAGCCGUACUACUUUGCAAACAACGGAUUCACGCUUGUGGCGUCGGUGAUGAUCCACACGGUGCCGGAGGAGGACACGCCGUUGCUGGGCGUGAGCAUGAAUGACACGGCCGGCACCGUGCUCCUGGGCGUGACGUACACGCAGGACAAGAAGUGGAAAGUGACGGUCGGCGGUAAGAGCCGGAGUUUGUCAACUGGUGAUGUGACGUGGGAACCAGGCACAGCCUACCAAGUGAUCUUGCAGAUGGAUACUGGCGAUGAGUUGUCUGUGUACGUCGACGGAGACGAGAUAUACAACGGCGAAGACGCCGCAGAGGCGGUGGAGAAACUCUUCACUCCGCACAGGAUCUCGCACUUUUACGUUGGCGACGGCAGUGCGGCCGCGGGCACGAAGACCAGCCACCACGUGACGGUGGCCAGCGCCCUGUUGUACAACGAAGCACUCACUGGUGACGAGAUCCGAAAGCUCGCAGGGAGCAAAGUGGCUCUUGGAGGACCAUCUGCCGGGAAAGAAAGCCGCGAGCUGCAGGCGGCUCCUCCGGUGCCCACCUCUGAGGGCGGGGAGCCUGUUCCCGAAGCGAAGCUUGAAGACGGCCGCGGUGAGCAGCAAACGGAGGACGGCGAGCGCACGGAAGGUCCGCAGGAAAAAGAGGACGGUGCUGCUGAUGAGGUAUCGGUGCGUGAGGAGCAUUUGCCGGCGGUGUUGGGGAGUGGCGGUGCAAAUGCCUCUCCUCAGCAGCCGGUAAAUGCACCGCCGCAUGCAACCGGGACCCCGAAAGUUGAGGACGAACAGUCGCAAGAAGCGGAAGCGGGAUCUGCUGGGGGCCCGGCACCGCGGGAGGAAGACGCAGGAGUGCCGGACCCGGGAGCUGCGCCGCCGAGCAGCGACGUGGAGGUCGCUUCAGAGCCCACUGGGGACUCCCUCCACAGCCAGUCGGAGGAACAACACCAACAAGAGGAAAAAGAAGCGGCUACUCAGUUAUCGCAGGGAACAGACCGAGAAGCAGGCGAGGCGUCAACACCUUCUAACCCCACGCCCAACUCCGGCGCAGAGGAAGAAGAAAAGGCGGAGGGUGAAAAAGAAAAGAAGGAGCUGGAGGAAGUGACCGAAGACAGUGACGGUGCAUUGGCGUCCCCACCGUUGUCAGCGCCGGCUGCGGCUGGUGCUCCUCGCCCAGGCGCAACUGAGCAGGCCGUCGGUGCGCAGACUUCUGAGCGGCAACGAGAGCCUUCGCCCCCCGCAGACGGUGCGGCCACGGCGGGACAGGUGGGUGACGGCCAGGCGCAGCAGGGCGCUCCGUCGCACGCGCCAGAGACCGAUGGCGGCGUGCCGUCUGCUUCCGCCGCGCCCACCGGCGA